This is a messenger RNA of Fusarium redolens, 859 nucleotides long. RefSeq names its product S-adenosyl-L-methionine-dependent methyltransferase. The transcript has a single exon. NCBI's taxonomy places the organism in Eukaryota, Fungi, Ascomycota, Sordariomycetes, Hypocreales, Nectriaceae. The coding region runs from base 76 to 786 and encodes 236 amino acids. The record is from RefSeq and is a predicted model, not a curated record.
CUUAAAUCUUUCCCUCGAACACUCACAUUUCUCACACAAGAAACAUCUGACGAAGGCGAAUCUCUUUACAAAAUCAUGGAACUACCUGCUGAUAUGAAGAAUCGUCUUCGGGCAUCAUACAACGCGAUUGCACCAGCAUACAACACCUGGACUGCGCGUCACAACGAACUUCGUCUGACUUAUCUUGACAAACUUCUCAAUUCCUGCCCACAAUUGGCAUCGACUGGCGAUACGACCACGAAGCAAGUACUUGAGCUGGGGUGUGGGUCUGGAAGUCCCUUCAUUUCAACUUUGCUCGCUCGAUCACCGUCAGUUCAUGUAUACGCCAACGAUCUCUCCGAUGUUCAGCUUGAUCUCGCUCGGCACAACCUGGCUAAUUACAAAGAUCGUGUUGAAUUCCAUCCCGGGGACAUGAUGAAACUCGACUUUGCACCUGGUUCCCUUACUGCUGUCGUGGCUCUGUACAGCAUCAUUCAUUUGCCUCAGGAGGAACAGAAAGAGAUGAUGCGGCGAAUUGGUCACUGGCUUGCGCCGGGCGGUGUCUUUCUCUCAACUUUUGGUACAGAAGAAGCACCCUCAAUUGUUGACGAGAAGUGGAUAGAGGAAAAAGGCUGGAUGUUUUGGAGCGGCCUUGGGAAAGAGGCGGUGUUAAAAGCGUUAACUCAUGAUGCUGGAUUGGACGUUCAACAUGCGGUUUUGGAAGAAGUUGAAGAUGAUAGCUUUUUAUGGAUUAUUUCGAAGAAGGUUAAGGCAUCACAUUGUAUUGAAGAGACUAAGCCUGUGUAGGAUUCAAGAAGACGAGCUUGCUGAAUCUCUCUGGCCUACAGUCAUGUCCCUGCAUAUCAAUCUUCAACCUGAG